AUGUUCAAAAGGUACAAGUCUCUUGCUUCAGAACGCAGGAUUUCUCCAGGAGCUACACGGUCCACACUGAAGGAUGACAUGAGAAAUUUUCAUUUUUUGUCGCAAUUUAUACUCUCAGCAGGCCCUCUAAAAUCAGCGUCAGCAGUUAAACAUUCAAAAACUACUCACUUUGAGAUUGAAAUACUUGAUGCUCAAACCAAAAAGCAGAUAUGUAUUGUGGACAAGGUGACACAAAAAUCUACCAUUCAUGAUGUUAAGCAGAAAUUUCACAAAGCAUGUCCACAGUGGUAUCCUUCUCGAAUAGGCCUGCAGCUAGAACGUGGUGGGCCCUUUCUGAAGGACAACUUAACCAUUCAAAGUGUUGCAGCUUCCUCCAUUGUCACACUCUAUUUUACAGACCUAGGUCAACAAGUCAGUUGGACUACAGUAUUUUUGGCUGAAUACACAGGACCUCUGCUAAUAUAUCUCCUCUUUUAUUUGAGGAUCCCGUAUAUAUAUGACAUGAAAGAGAGCUCUAGAAGAUUAUGUCACCCAGUGGUACACUUGGCCUGCUUCUGUCAUUGUAUACACUAUAUCCGAUACCUUUUGGAAACCUUAUUUGUUCACAAGGUUUCUGCAGGACAUACACCUUUGAAAAAUUUGAUAAAGAGUUGUGCCUUUUAUUGGGGAUUCACUUCUUGGAUUGCCUACUACAUUAAUCAUCCACGGUAUACACCACCAUCAUUUGGAUACAGGCAAGUCGCAGUAUCUGCUAUCAAUUUUCUGAUUUGUGAAGCUGGAAAUCAUUUCAUCAAUGUAGUGCUGGCUCAUCCCAGUCACACAGGAAAUAAUGCCUGUUUUCCAAGUCCAAAUUAUAACCCCUUUACGUGGAUGUUUUUCCUGGUUUCAUGUCCUAACUACACCUAUGAGAUUGGAUCAUGGAUUAGUUUCACAAUCAUGACACAAACAUUGCCAGUUGGGAUUUUUACACUUCUGAUGAGUAUCCAGAUGUCUCUGUGGGCACAAAAGAAACAUAAGAUUUAUCUGAAGAAAUUCAAUUCUUAUAUGCAUAGGAAAUCAGCAAUGAUUCCAUUUAUACUGUAA
Molecule: messenger RNA, 1083 nt
Organism: Dama dama (fallow deer)
Lineage: Eukaryota; Metazoa; Chordata; Mammalia; Artiodactyla; Cervidae
Gene: TECRL
Product: trans-2,3-enoyl-CoA reductase like
Exons: 12
Coding region: 1-1083 (360 amino acids)
Biological process (GO): very long-chain fatty acid biosynthetic process
Molecular function (GO): oxidoreductase activity, acting on the CH-CH group of donors
Source: RefSeq, a predicted model, not a curated record